This is a messenger RNA of Schistocerca gregaria, 4284 nucleotides long. RefSeq names its product mediator of RNA polymerase II transcription subunit 17 (gene MED17). Gene Ontology annotation, molecular function: transcription coregulator activity. NCBI's taxonomy places the organism in Eukaryota, Metazoa, Arthropoda, Insecta, Orthoptera, Acrididae. Gene Ontology annotation, cellular component: core mediator complex; mediator complex. Bases 331 to 2250 code for a protein of 639 amino acids. The transcript is spliced from 10 exons. The record is from RefSeq and is a predicted model, not a curated record. Gene Ontology annotation, biological process: regulation of transcription by RNA polymerase II.
GGUUCGUUACGAAUUGUCUGCCCAGAUGUAACGCGCAGACUUUGGCGCAAAAAUAUGUAGCAUGCUAACCGGCUUUUAGGAAAAGGUUAUAUAUUGACAAAAAUUGUGAUGUUUCACCAUUUUAUAGGGUCCUCUUUUUUUGUACAAUUUAAUCAUGCACCUAUGUCUAAAUCACAUUACAAUGAAUCACGCGUCACUGACGGACGGACAGUUCAGCUGCGUAAUUAUUUAUAGUGCAGUGAAUUAUCUGCGGUUCCCAAGGAAACGUUUGUUGUUGGUGUUUUAAUCUUUGCGUCCAUGUCACAGUAUUUUCGUCUGCCGUAAACAAACAUGGCUUAUUCUGUUAACAUAUCUGUUGAGGCUCCUAUUGAAAAUCAGAUACAGGAAAUAUCAUAUGAUGGACAGGAAAUAUAUCAGAGCCCCCUCUCUAUGUCAGAGAACCUUGCGAAAUUGGCUCAGAAAAUUGAUUUUAGUAAAACUGCUGUGGAUGACUUGAAGAAAGAUAAUGGAGAAAACUUGGACAAAAGCGACGACGAGUCGUCUGCGAAAGAUCCAGUCAACUACCAGUCUUCUUUGUGGCCAUGGGACUCUGUUAGGAACAAAUUAAGGAAUGCCUUAACAGAAGUCUGUGUUUUGCAUGAUGUAUUGGUCAUUGCUAAAGAAAAACGUUAUAUGGUUCUUGACCCAGUUCCACAAGAAAACAUAGAGACAAAGGCAAUGGUGCAAGUGUAUGCAAGAAAAAAGGCCUUAGCAGCAGCAGCAUCAGUUCUUUUAACUGGUGCCGAAAGACUGAGAACUUCACAGAGCGAACUGGUGCGAAAUAGAAAUGUUCCUGAUUUUCACAUAGAGCUUCUAAGACUGAGACAGAACUGGCGGCUGAAAAAAGUAUCAAAUUCUAUAAUUGGAGACUUGAGCUAUAGAACAGCUGGUUCCAAAUAUGCACAAACGGGGAUGUUUGAAGUAACAAAAGCAGAAGAAGAACCACAGCAAGGAACAAGUCCUCCAUCAUCCCCAGGAACAGGGCCCUUACCAAAGCCAAGUUCAGCACUGCGUGUCACAGUACCUAGUGAGCUUCAAGGUGUCGCAUAUAUUGAAGUACUGUGUCAGAAAGAUCAAGAAGACUUGUGCAGUGCUACAAUUAACCUACUUGGGUCAGGACCUACAAGUACAAAUGCUGAUGUCCACUGGCAACAAAAGCUAGAAGCAGCACAGAAUGUCUUGUUUUGCAAAGAGCUCUUUAAUCAGCUAGCAAAGGAAGCUGUGCAGCUUCAAGCACCAAUCCCACAUAUGGUUGUUGGAAACCAAAUUAUGGCUAACGUGCUACCAGGUAUUCAGCUGAUUAUUGGCCUGUGCCAUAACACAGGAACAGACAAAAAACCUGCUGCUGCUCCACCACAAAAGUCAGAACAUGAUCAUGUGUUGGAGCAUUCCUUACAUCAGUUGUUGCGUGAAGUUCACCAUCGUAACACCCACCACCCAUUUCCACAUCCAGCAUCUGGCCCUCUCGGACCCAGCAAACGGAGAGCUCUUGCUGGUCCAACUGCUGCAGAUCGUCAUGAGCUGCAGGAGAUGGCAAAAUCGCAGACUCUUUUGGAGCAAAUAAUUCAGCAAGCUCAACACUUCUUCAUGCGUCUGCGGACAGAAUAUGUAUUGGAUACUAUUGCAAAAGAAGUGAAGGAUCCACUCAUUAUAUCACACUGGAAUGCUUUAAAUUCCCCGACUCAGUCAUGUGUAAAAAUAAACAUUAUGACUCAUGGGUAUGACGCAGUGUGCCGGACUUCUCUCAUUGUGCAUGUGGGAGAGAAGUCUCUCAAAUGUGUCUGUCGUGAUGGUCGAGUAAUGCACAUGUCGUAUGAGCCCCAGGAGUUACGUGACCUUAUUUUCUGUCAGAUUUAUCAGCAUCAGAUAGCUGCAGUGCAGAGCCUGGCGAAGCGCAUGGGCUGGCAAUUCUUAUCUAAUAGCUCACACCUCGGACUUGGUGCCGUGGAGCCUCUAGGAAAUGCUAGUAGCUGCAUUCUCGCCUCCCCAAUUGGAGACAGGAUGAUUGCUGUAAGAUGUGAGCCACAGACAGGAGUUCAGGUUUCUAUUGCACAGUCACCAAGGAAAGAUUUCUUCCCUGGUCAGUUGGUGAAAGAGCGGAAGUGGGAGAACUUGGGAGGUAGCUUCAAAGAAGUACGAUGGGACAAGAUGGAAGGAAAGAACUUCCUUAACAAAAUGGAGCUCCUCAUGGCCAGUCUUACAAGUUCCUAGGUCCUACCAAUGUGUUUUACUGACAUUUCUGUUAUGCACCCUGAUCCUGCUGAACACAAACAUUUGUACUUCUUUUGAUGUUCAGCUUUUGAUCUGUGAGGAUUCAGUGAAACAAAAGAAAGGACUCUUCUUGAAAUGACUUUUUAUGGAUUAAUUUUUAACUCAGUCUUCUUUUGGAAAAAUAGAAGACUUUAAGAGUGUGUAAAAUGAGAGAUUUCAAUUGAUUUUAUCAACGUCAGAAAUGCUAGGUAUCACUAAGUUAUUGUACACAAGACAUUCCAUACUCUAUGCAGUUUUUGGGAAUUGUAUAAGAUGUUUCUACUAGUGCUGUCUCCUUGUCAAAACUAUUAUUUACAUUUUUGGAGUUUCUGAGUUCCUUUUCAGAUAUACACAUAUUUGUUCAGUGUUCAUUUGUAUAUUUUGGCAUAAACUAACUUUGUAAGAGUGAAUUUCUUAUGGUUAUUAAGUAAAGAGUAAUCAGUGUAGUAGUCUUGUCUUGCAAUUUAUCACAAUUUGAAAUCUGAUAUGUAGAGUGUAAAAUGAUGAAAAGGUUUUUCAAUGGAGAACAAGAGGUUAACUUUGCUGUCCUGUUUUUGUGUACUCAAACAUUUAAGGUUUGUGUUGAUUGAUUGAGUAUUGGUAACAGCAAUGCAAUUCAAGGUAUACAGAAUGCUUACUAUUUGUGAUGUUACUGAGAAAUUAGGUACAGUAUGAAAUUGUGAUAAAUCAACACUGAAGUUGUAAGAAUUAAACAUGAUUAGCACGAUGUGUCAGAAACAGAGGGGACAAAUGAGCAGAAAAAAACUUUUCAGGUGAUGUUUGUGGUGUCAUUAUGCCAUUGCUUUAAAAUUUGGUUGACUAAACCACUGUUAUUUCCAAUCAUUGCUCUUGGAAGUCAUUACAAGCAGUAUUUAAAAGAUCUUAAGUGAUUGGAACCAUUUUUUUCUUUCAUGUUUCUGGUUGCUUACAGUAUUCAGACCCUCACUUAACAGGACACAGGUGAAGAUAAGACUGAUAUAGACGAAUUGCAGUUUAAAAAUAAAGAACCAUAUCACCUGAGCUGUGGGCUAUCAUCCAAUAAUUUACAAGAAAUUGUGAAAUUAUGUUGACCAAUAGUCUCACUGCACAAGAGCUACAAGAUGGAGACGUUUAUGGUAACACAUUUUGUCAUCACAACCAGAUACUGAUGAUCAGUAUUGCUUCUGGAUAUGACAAAUGAAAGGGGGAAGAAGCAGAUUUUUGUACUGCACUGUGGUAUUUGUUUUGAACAGCUAAAUAAUUUUUUUUGUAUUGCUUAGAGUGUAAAUGACUUGGUAAGUAGGCUCACUGCAGUAUAACUCAAAUAAUGAGCAUUGAAUGCAGUUGCUGUUCAGUGAUAUACCUAUUUUGUGAGGUGAUGCAGUUUACACAAAAAAAAAUUAUGUUUCAUGCAAUGUGAUUGUUUGUUUGUAUAUACUAAAGAUAUUUAGCCAUUUGAGUUGUAAACAGUAACAUUAUAUUUUCUCGAUUGAAUUUUCCUUUGUUAAAUUAUGUACUGAACAUAUGAAAUUGUUUUCAUUUUAUUCUGUAAAAUCUAUAGAUAAGAUGUGCAUUUAUCUUACAUUUGUGGAUAAUUUAUAAGAAUGAAAAGUACAAUUGCAUUUGAAUUGACUGUCUGAGUGAUAUGCCAAUGAAAAUUGUGGCACAGAUAUGUAACAUUUUAACAUAGAGAGAAACUGAGUUUAAAUGACGUGCAGCAGGGAAUAUGUAUAGUAAAAAUAAGCUGGGUGGGAUGAAGAAAAAUGAGAAUUUAGACUGUACUGUUCAUUAUGUUUUAUUCACAUAGCUUAAACUGUUGUUAUUGAUCACUUAUUGCUGUUUGUGCUGUUUAAGGUGGUCUAAUUGUAGAGAGAUGGUAAAUGUCUAACACACAGUGCAACUUUGGUGUAAUCUAGAACUGUGCACUAUUUAUAAAACUAUUAAUUGCAAAAGAAUUUUGUUUAACAUGAUGAACCAUCCGUUUGCAUUUUUUGCUGUUUUUUUUUUUUUUUUUUU